CAGGAAUUUGAUGGUUUGUAAACUGGAUUCAUCGAAGACAUGGAAUCUGAUGGUCGAAAACUACUUAUGCUCAACGGAAUUCUACCACGUUUCUAGGAUUGGGGUGAUAAAAGGAUUUUACCCCUUAUUAGCUGCUCUGGUGGAAAGGUGGAGGCCAGAAACUCACACAUUUGUAUUGCCGGUGGGUGAGGUUACUGUGAUACUGGAAGAUGUUGCUCAUAUAUUUGGCCUACCCAUUGGUGGAGAGUUUGUGAGUGGGUGGACAGAUAGUAGUAGCGACUUCUUGCAGAGGCAGAACAUCGCGAUAUUCGGUUGCAAACCGGUUGUUAGAAUGUUAGUAAUUCUUCUAAAUCUUAUAUAAAGUUGGGUUGGGUUCGGCGUAUCAGAGAUGCAGAGCCAGUGGACAUUGAGGAGUCUAUUAAGAAAUACGUCAAAUGACAAAUUUUUUGUUUGUUGGGUUCGACUCUAUUCACAAAUAAGUGGACCGCAUAUGCUCACGCGAAGUAUCUACCGUUGCUUCGCGAUUUCGAGCGGAUCCAUACUUAUAGUUGGGGUCAGCAGGUCUCGCGCAUCUUUACAGGGCAUUAUGCCGUGCAUCACGGUAUGAUACUAAGAAGAUAGAUGGCCUUCUUAAAAUGUUGUUAGUUUGGGCAUGGGAGCGAGUAUCAUGUAUUGCGCCCAUACCGAGACAGACCCUUCCACCGGUUGAGAUACCAGUUGCCAUGAGGUGGAGUCAUUCGGCAUGGACUACAGCGUGGUUAUCAAAGACUGCAGCAAGAUUUAGGCAGGAUAUAUACUACAUGGAUGAGUUUGAGUGGCGGCCGUACGAAGGAUUGAUCAUACCUGAGGAGUUACAUGAACACCUUGAGGUGUAUGACAUCGUUGCUCCGUUUAUCGUUUGAGUGUGUCGAAUGGCACCCUGCGAACUGAGUGAUGCGUCAGUUUGGGUAUGUACAACCACCCCAGUAGUAGCAAGAGACAUUCCACUAGCGCAGCAUUACAUCACUCUUCGCGGAGUGUAACUUCAUGACUGGACAGUUUUACAUGGGGAUGGAUAGAGGAACGGGGAAACCGGCGAAACACUUAGUUGUGGGAUCUGUACCCUCUUCCGACUUGGGACUUUAGACCGUCGGUGGAGUACCAGGAAUGGUACGUGGGUUCGUACCGACAUCUGCUGAGAUUGUCAGAGCAUGUUCCUCAGCAUCCACCACAGCCAUCAGCACCUCAGGGUCCACCUCAGUAUGCAGUGUUUGAGCCGUUUUCUUAUUAUGUAAAACAGCCACCAGAAAAUUUGGUACAUGCAUGGCGUUAAGAUCUAAGUUACACAUAAAAGGUGGAAUAUUCGUCAGUUCCCUAACUGAGGGAUGAACCACUACAUUCUCCGCUGCUGCCUAAACUCCCACAUCACCAUCCUCAUUUUCGUCGCCGGCUUCAUAAGUGUCUUCGAAGUCCUCUUCGUUGUCACUUUUCAUUCCUUCGUACACUACAACACUAUCAUCUUUUAUAUCUAAAUUAUUUUGAAUC
Molecule: messenger RNA, 1524 nt
Organism: Arachis duranensis
Lineage: Eukaryota; Viridiplantae; Streptophyta; Magnoliopsida; Fabales; Fabaceae
Exons: 3
Coding region: 636-902 (88 amino acids)
Source: RefSeq, a predicted model, not a curated record